GCAGAACUCUACUUAAAGUCCUGCGUGCCUGCAGCUGCACUGACAGCUAAGGUGGCAAACCUCCUCCUUCCCACAACCUGCUCUGGAAACUGUUCUACAGCCAAUUGGGGGAACCCAGCCCGAGAACACGCCUUGCUGAAUGCACCGCGAAUAGAGAUGAAACCGCUGUAAGGAACUUAGAGAAGCGUUCUGUAAAAUUGGGACACUUUGUUAGAAGAUGGAGAACCCACUUCUUUUGUUCCCUCAACUGAACAUUUCUGCUUCGAAGGAUAAAUCCUAUUACAAAGUCAUGAAAUCAACAGUUAAAGAAGAGCCAAAUAAAGCAAGCAAGCCCGGAGCAAAGCAGAAGAGAAACAGACUGAGCCUUCUUCUGCAGAAAUCGGAAUUACACGAAGCUGAACAUCUUGGUAAACCGACAGACUUGACAAAAGCAUCAAGCAGUGUGUCUCCUGAAGAAGCAAUGAAAUGGGGCAAAUCUUUUGACAAACUGCUUUCCCAAAAAGAUGGAUUGGAUGCCUUCACAAGAUUUCUGAAAACGGAGUUCAGUGAGGAGAACAUUGAGUUCUGGAUAGCUUGUGAGGAUUACAAGAAGAGUAAAACUACAAACGAACUUUUCCCAAAAGCUAAGACCAUUUAUGAAACAUUCAUACGGAAAGAUGCUCCAAAAGAGGUGAAUUUGGACUUUAAAACCAAAGAAGUUACAAGUCAGAAUAUUGAGCAGCCCGUCAUUACCACCUUUGAUGCAGCACAAACCACAGUCUACAGGCUGAUGGAGCAAGACAGCUAUCCACGCUUCCUAAGAUCUGAUCUUUAUUCGAAUUUGGUUAAGGGGAGAAAUCCUGGUCGUCCCACUCUUAGGAGACGAUCACGGUCCUUCACUGUCAAUGAUUUCCAGGGUGUGCGACCAGACUAUACCAUCUGGCAAUAGGGAACUCAGCCCUCAUGAAUUCUAGCCACUGCAAGCAAAUUGUACAUGUGUUAUAAAUUACAAAUCCUUAGGUGGUGUAAAUAAGUGGCAAGCAAAGUUGCAUGCAUUCAUACCAGGUCAUAGUUUUGUUGCUAGUGAGUAAUCCCAUUUACUGUAGACAACCAGGCAACUUAUUGCUGAGAGAUGUCAUGUGAAGCUUUUGUACAUUAUUUUUUUGUAACUCAAGCAGGAGCUGUUAUCAUAUUAGAAAGAAGAACCUGAGUUUCUGACAAAAAUGUUGUCUAAAACGCUAUUUGAUAACACCCAUAAUGAAUUCUGAGCCUGUAUCAUAAGACAGUUUUGUCACAGUUUGAAUCUGUAUAGCUAACCUUUGCACAUGAUUUUUUUUUUUUUUUGUAGUAUUUCCUACACUAAGCAUGGAAUAUUUGUAGUACUUACUCAUACUGCAGAACACAUGGGAACAUUAGGUGAAAUGUAAAAAUUAUAUGGAUUUUAACUACAGCUACUGCAUAAUUAAAAUUUAGCUAUUGCAUAUUUCAAGAGGAUGAUAAGAAUGCCUAUUUAAUUUUUAUAGGGAUAUAUUAUAUAGUCUUCUUGUACAUCUUUUCUUUAUAUUUAAACUAUGCUGUAUAAAAUAGCUUUGCUAUCAAAUUUUUGUAUUCUCUCUCUUUUUUUCUUUUUUCUUUCCAACUGAAUGAGCAGCAGUCAAGGGCCAAGAAUGCCCUUUUAACACAACAUGUGUCAUUCAACAUCUGGUCAUGUGGAUGCAUAUGUCUGUCUAGAAGGAAGCAUGCUUUUCCCCCAUGCUAAGCUAGGUAUGAGGCCAGUUAAACAACACAAUCAACUGUUGUUCUCAGUAUGCAGUUCUGUGUCCUAAAGCUGACUAUCCAAUACUGCACAUAAAUGCUCCCUUGUGUGCUCCCCUCCAUAAAUAGCAUCCUCUGAAAUCAUAGAAUGGCCUGGGUUGAAAAGGACCACAAUGAUCAUCUAGUUUCAACCCCCACACUUGUGUGCAGGGUUACCAGCCAUUAGACCAGGCUGCCCAGAGUCACAUCAGCUCUCAAAUGCCAUACUUGAUAGUUCACUUGAGAGAUAACAGUGGGUCUGUUACAACACAGGCGUAAAACCUGUAUGUUUGCCACCAGAUUCUCAACUGGUGAUCAUGUUACUUCAUACCUUCACGGAAUCUAAUAUUUGCUCUUGCCGUGGACAAAAUAAAUGUAAAAGAAUGCAUUUACUACUGCUCCAAAACCCAGAGAAAUGACAAAUACAGUGCUUUGAGUAAGACAUUUCCUUCUUAGCAAAAAACCCAAGCAGUUACUCAAAACUGUCUGCAGUGAUAAAUAGAAGUCAGCAGGCGCCUUUGUUUCCUUUCACAGGAACAUGGAAAAUGUUGCUUAUCGCCAGGGAGGCCUUCCUCACAACCAUCAUUCUGUAGUACUGACAGUGCUAGUCCCUUGCAUGAGUUUUGUAAUUACAACAAACAAAUAAGCUAUUCUUGGUAGCUACUCAUGCAUGUAUGUUUUUCAGAGAUAAUUAUGAACCAUGAUUUACAGCAGACUGAGGCCAUGGGAACUACUAUAAGAAGAAAGUAGAGAUAAAUUCAGAGAAAGGAAGACAAAGGACACAAAGAUAAACAAAAAGGACAGAAUUAUCUGCUUUCUGGAGGAGAUUCCUUUUUGUGGCAGAAAAACAAGUGCUGGAAAGAUGAACUAAACAGGUUUAGUACAAGUCCGUGACACUUCUCCAUGCUUCAGAGAGACAGGAUUGAUCAGAUUGAAGGCUAGCUCUGCAGGGAUGUAUUUAUAGCAUGGACAGUGCCAGAAACCAUCGCUGGACUUCUCUAGGUUUGGCAGAAUCAAAGCCACAGUUAAAUAAAUCCUCUUGUUUUGCUGGCUUGAUGUGAAUAAUACAUACGAAGCCUGCUGGGUAUAUAUUUUUAUUGGGAAUUACAUUAUGUAGCAGCUUUUUGGAUUUGUGUGUGUUGUUCAGUAUUCAGUAAGAGCUCUCAAAAUACCUCUUAACAACACUUUACCCUAAAUAAACACUUCACUCUGUUCCUUACAUAA
Molecule: messenger RNA, 2997 nt
Organism: Centrocercus urophasianus (Greater sage-grouse)
Lineage: Eukaryota; Metazoa; Chordata; Aves; Galliformes; Phasianidae
Gene: RGS18
Product: regulator of G protein signaling 18
Exons: 5
Coding region: 218-928 (236 amino acids)
Source: RefSeq, a predicted model, not a curated record